GCGCGGGCUGAUGAUGAGCGCCGCCUGGUCUCCUCCUCGCUUUCUCGUCAGCGUGCAAGUGGCUCAAACGGGGAUUCCCGGUGAUUAAUUCAAGAUGCCUGGGGGUUCCACGGUCUCAUUCAAUGGCAUGAACUCAUGCCUCUCUUCUCUGAAAACCUGCCAGUCGUACAUAAGCUCCGGAAUGGAUAUCACUACAAAAGUCGCUCUUGACCUUGUGGAAAAUCAUAAUGACAUGGAGGAAGUGGACGAAAUGGAAAAGGUGAUGCUGGAAUUUGCAGCCAUGAGCAGAGAAGUCAACCAUUAUAUGCAAGCAGUGGAAGAUACUGUAAAUCAGAUCAAGCGAGAGAAACCAGAAACUGUCCCAGAUUUGAAAGAUUUAGUCCAGGAGAAGUUUACAGCCCUGGAGAGAACAAACAGUGACCUUGAGCUGAACAGCAAUGAAAAAUUUGCCCUUUUUAAGGAGCAGCUGAAGCAGAUGAAGACGCAGU
Messenger RNA from Gekko japonicus, 488 nucleotides. RefSeq names its product NSE2/MMS21 homolog, SMC5-SMC6 complex SUMO ligase (gene NSMCE2). NCBI's taxonomy places the organism in Eukaryota, Metazoa, Chordata, Lepidosauria, Squamata, Gekkonidae. The record is from RefSeq and is a predicted model, not a curated record. The transcript has 4 exons. The annotation marks the transcript as partial.